Messenger RNA from Corythoichthys intestinalis (scribbled pipefish), 4968 nucleotides. RefSeq names its product VPS8 subunit of CORVET complex (gene vps8). The record is from RefSeq and is a predicted model, not a curated record. NCBI's taxonomy places the organism in Eukaryota, Metazoa, Chordata, Actinopteri, Syngnathiformes, Syngnathidae. Gene Ontology annotation, cellular component: late endosome; CORVET complex; early endosome. Bases 46 to 4203 code for a protein of 1385 amino acids. Gene Ontology annotation, biological process: endosomal vesicle fusion; protein targeting to vacuole. The transcript is spliced from 45 exons. Gene Ontology annotation, molecular function: protein binding.
UGCAAAAAAUGCAUUGACACUGACAGGCAGGCACAACACAACAGAAUGUCGGAAUCUUUGGACGAUUGCAGUUUACUAUCUUCGUCUUCGCAGUUUGACCUAAUGGAUGAGGAAGCAAUUGACGAUAAGGAGUUUGACAUUCCCCAAGUAGACACUCCUCCCACCUUGGAGAGCAUUCUCAAUGAGACGGAGGAUGAGGAAGAACCAUUUGUACUGGAAGAUACCUGUGUGCUGAAUACUGAAAAUAUUGAUGCUCAUUCUUGUGAUACUGCUUCGCUUGCUAGUUCUGACAGUGGGGACCCAGCUCACUUCAAACGGAAGAAGAAGGCGGUGGAUUUGAAAGGGGCAGUUCAUGGAUCAGUUCUUCGACACAGUUUGCUUCAGGGCAUCUCUGCGCAGAUCGUCUCGGCCGCUGACAAAGUUGAUGCUGGACUACCAACUGCCAUAACAGUUGCUGGGGUGAUUGUUGUGGGAACAUCUCAUGGUCUGGCUUUGGUCUUUGAUAACAAUCAAGCAUUGAGGCUCUGUCUUGGAACAAAAACAACUGGUGCAGAGUUUGGCGCAAUUUCUGCCCUCAGCAUCAACAAUGACUGCUCAAGACUUCUUUGUGGGUUUGCGAAAGGACAGAUUACCAUGUGGGAUCUUGCCAAUGGGAAACUUCUAAGAACAAUCACUGAGGCGCAUCCUCCAGGAACAGCAAUUCUUCAUGUGAAGUUCACAGAUGACCCAACUCUUGCAGUGUGCAGCGACAGUGGCGGAUCAGUUUUUGAGCUGGCUUUCAGGAGAGUAAUGGGCAUGCGUUCCUGUGACUCAAGAUGUCUCUUCAGUGGUUCUAAAGGGGAAGUGUGCUGUAUUGAACCAUUACGUGCAUCCCCAGAUUUCAUUGACCACCCUAUAACACAUUAUUCUUUGUUGGCUUUGGCUUCCCUCACAAAGAUUUUGGUAAUUGGGCUUAAGCCCUCUCUCAAAGUAUGGAUGACUUUUCCUUACAGCAAGUCUGAGCCAUCCAGUGUCCCACAGCUGGCAUGGCAGUUUGUGUCGAUUCAAAUGGCUGUCAACCCAUUUCUGGCUUUUUGUAAAGGAGACACAGUUCACUUUCUCAUGAUAAAGAGAGAGGAAAUGGGCGCCAUCCAUGUCAUCAAACAGAGACAGAUACAUCUCAACUGCGAUAUUAUCAGCUUGAAUUGGAUUAAUGGCCGUACUUUAGUACUGGUAGACAGCCAUGAAAAGUUACAGGUUGUAGACCGCCCCAGUCAAGAGAUUUUGGAGACUUUGGAUCUAGAGCAAGUGCAACUGGUCUACAACAGUCGCCAUUUCAAAUCGCUGGCCACAGGAGGGAAUGUCUCCCAGGCUUUGGCUUUAGUUGGGGAAAAAGCUUGCUACCAGUCCAUAUCAAGCUAUGCAGGACAGAUCGUCUGUUUGGGAACAAAGUCAGCCCAUACUCUGAUUCUUAGAACCUGGAGAGAGCGCAUUGACUGCCUGUUGAAGCAGGAACAUUUUGUUGAUGCUCUUUCUCUAGCCUGGUCCUUUCAUGAGGGAACAGCUAAGGCUGUUGUUGGCUUGUGUGGGAAUCCUUUGAAAAGGAAGGGAAUUGUUAGUGACAAGAUGCUAGAGAUCCUGCUUCAGUUUGCUGAUCAUGCUAUGAAGAAGUGUCCAGAACAAGGGAAAAUCCAAAUGAUGGAGCAACAUUUUCAUGAUGUGAUUCCAGUGUUAAUAGAUUUCUGCUUGCUGCUGCAAAGGACUGAUCUACUGUUCGACCAGCUUUAUGCUCGGCUCGUGGAGAAUGUGGUUUCUAAGGGUAUUUUCCUGGAAUUACUAGAGUCGUAUAUCAUUAUGGACCGCCUUGGUCCCCUCCCCACACCAAUCAUGAAGGAUCUCUUGGCUCAUUACCACAGCAAUGGCUUAAUGGACAACCUGGAGCGAUGCAUUGUCCAUCUGGAUGUCACAAGCCUAGAUAUACAGCAGGUGGUUCAAAUUUGUUGGGAAAACCAGUUAUAUGAUGCUAUGAUCUAUGUUUUCAAUAGCGGCAUGAAUGACUACAUCACGCCAAUGGAGAAACUUUUUGCUGUAAUAGGCCCACCACUUCGGGAGGGAAGGAGUUUAACAGCUGAAGAAGUGGUGAUGGGAAACAAACUUUUGGUGUAUAUAAGCUGCUGUCUUGCAGGAAGGGCAUAUCCCCUUGGAAACAUCCCUGAGGACCUUGUGGUUCAGAUCAAAAUUCAGGUGUUUGAGUACCUGAUUCUACUCCAUACCGGAGAGUCAUCAUCUGAUUCCUAUCCUCUUAUUCAUACACUACUUCACUUUGACACUCGAGAAUUCCUAAAUGUUCUUGCCAUGACAUUUGAAGACUUUAAGAAUGACAAACAAGCCAUCGAGUACCAGCAGAGAAUAGUGGACAUUUUACUCAAGGUAAUGGUGGACAACCCAGACUUUACACCAUGCCAGGUGGGCGGGCUCUUCACGUUUUUGGCUCGACAGCUGUCUAAACCAGACAACACACUUUUUGUCAACAGAAAAUUGUUUGACCAGGUGUUGGAGUUCCUCUGCAGAUCAGAUGAUGUCUCUCGACAUACAGAGCGGCAGCAGGUGCUGCUGCAGCUGCUCCAUGUCGGGGGGGUGAUCCAGUUUGAUGAAGAAAAGCUGUUGACUUUGUCGCAGGCAGCUGAGUUCUUUCAAAUAUUGGAAUUUCUUUAUGAAAAGAAACGCAUGUAUGACAAGAUCAUUGACUGCUACUUAAAAGACCCUCUGAGAAAGGUGGAAAUCUUUAGCUACAUCGACCAACUGAUGGCUGCGUCAAACCACAAUUCUGAGGAAAAAGAAACAAUCAAGAAAAAAACACUGCAACAUAUACAGGAACUGAUCAUCUUUGAUACAAGCAAGUCCGCUGACAUGGUUGUGUGUCACUUUGUUGAAGAAGUGGAGCAAAUCAUACGUGAACUUCCGGAUGGUGACCUACUUUUCAAAUUUUGUAGCUCAUUCUUGGAUUCAUGGGAACGACAUUGUCCAGGGACCCCCCUUCCUCUGGAAUAUGAUAUUCACACACAUCUGGUGGAUUUAUUGUGCUGUUUUGACCCUCAGCAGCUCUUGAGUUUUCUCCAAACUUCACAGCAUUACAAAUUGGAGGAAGCCAUACAAAUCACUGAGACACACCACCACAGUGAAGGAACGGCUUACCUGCUGGAGAAGAAAGGCGACUUUUGCAAAGCAUUUACAGUUUUGCUAGAGGCAUUAAAGGUGCAGCUGUCACUGUUGACGGCUGACCCCAACAAAGGGCAGAGUGAAGAUGAGAAAGAAAAUGAGGCAGCUGUAUUAAAGAGAGUUGAAAAGUUACUGAAUGACCUCAUCGCAUUGGGUCAUCGCAACUUUCAGAAACUUCAACAGCCACAAAUCAAGGAGCUCUGGUUUUCAUUAUUGGAGACGUUGAUGACUCCCCAGAAACAUGUCUUAAAGGACCUUACAAUGAAUGUUCUGAACAGCAUGAGCGGCCUAGUUUCGUUGCCUGCAAUCAUCCAGCAGAUACUCCAGAAUCCCAUUUAUGAGAAAGGACAUCUUGCAGAGAUCCAAGUUCUUAUUCUUGGAAUGCUAGACACAUUCAACUAUGAACAGACUUUAUUUGAAACAACCACAAGUCUGUUAAAUCAUGACCUCCACUGGUCACUUAGUCAUUUGUGCACUGCUGUGACAAGAGGACUCCACCCAAGACAAGACUUCUGUAACAUUUGCCUACAGCAGUACAAGAGGUGGCAUGACUCAGCUGAGCAGAUACUUCUAUUUAGUUGCGGUCACUUAUACCACCUCCAGUGCCUGCAGCAGCAGACUGUAGAUGGUGGUUUGAGAUCUGCUUCAGAGCAAGAGCAGCAGUGGAGUUGCUACAAGUGUUCUGCCAUUCACAGAGGAAGACAGGGGCAGUAUACUAUAGCAAAGAGAAGUCGCAGCACAUCCCUUGCACAGACUCGACUUUUAUCGGUGCAUCAAGAUGAAGCUCGUAGGAAGAAGGUUUUUGAAGAGUCAACUCUGGACUUUCAGCAAGAACAAUCCUGGGAUCAGCUGCGCUGUUUAUAUAAAGGACCAUCAAGGUUGUCCAUACUGGCAGAGCUGUCUCACCACCACACAAACGAGAGGCCAGGCAUACUAAUUCAAGCUCACCCAGCUCAAGAGGGUUGUAGUCUUAAACUUACUCCUCCACCUGUGUUGGAAGAGUAGCGGCGGGUGCGCUGAACAUAGAGCAUGUCGCAUUUCUUAUUUUGUCUCGAUUACAGGAUAAGCUGUAUAAUAAGUUUGUUGAUCAGGAUCAGUUUGUAACUUGUGAGACUUUUGACAUGUUAGUAAAUGGUACAAAUUCAAGCUUGUGAAAUGUUUGUCAUGUGUUUAUUGAAAUACAGCAUCAAAUGAUUUGGCAUGGCAUACGCCGUUUUUGUAGCAUCUCAACAAAAGGAUGUCCAAAUUCUAAAAAGGCUAAUUUGAAAGUCUCUGAACAAAAGUUAUUUCACCCAACAUGUAUCGUUAAACCUCCUUUAUUUAAACCUUGCAGCAAAAUCUUGAAGACUAAAAGUUGACUUUAUUAAUUUCACCACCUUAUAUUUUUGAUUCAAUCUGUAACAUGUACACACACAAGGCAAGUCCACAGCAUAUGCAAUAACACGUAUAAAAACAAGCCUCUCUUCUGAUAAGAAAUCAGCUAACAGGCAUAGGUGGUUAGUCAAAAAUUUUACUCAAGUACAAGUAAAAAAUAUUACCGGUAGGUGAAAAGAGUAAUAAUGAGUAACUGUUUACAAUGUCAAGAUUUUUUUUUUCUCUGCACAAUGUCAUCAAUGUGAACGGUUAAUAUAUUGUACUAUAACAGAUUACGUGACCAUAUUAGGCCAAAUAAAGUACAGGUAGUCCACGACGAUGUACCUGACAUACGUGAUUGUCGACUUUACGACGCCAGGGUCUCGUCCGCCAUUUUGUCCCCAGUCUUUUUUUUUU